This is a messenger RNA of Macroventuria anomochaeta, 1980 nucleotides long. RefSeq names its product MFS general substrate transporter. Gene Ontology annotation, cellular component: membrane. Gene Ontology annotation, molecular function: transmembrane transporter activity. The record is from RefSeq and is a predicted model, not a curated record. The coding region runs from base 409 to 1929 and encodes 506 amino acids. Lineage: Eukaryota; Fungi; Ascomycota; Dothideomycetes; Pleosporales; Didymellaceae. The transcript has 2 exons. Gene Ontology annotation, biological process: transmembrane transport.
UCCUUACUAAGGCUUCUGCCCUAUUACAGAACAGAAAACUCACCUGAUGAGCUUACUAAUGUGUCAAGAGACCCAUGCAUAUGUACAUAUACAGGAUAUACAGGUUGGAUAUACAAGGGGUUUGCAUGUAUCCACGGAUACGUACAAACCUAGGCUGAACGUCCGGACUGAUGGCCACAACGACUUCCUAAGCGGGCAAGCCGCGACGGUGUGAUGAUCAGUUUGCUUCCGAUCGGUGAAUUGCCGAGACGUACGUGCAGUGCAAGCUUCGUAUAAGACUUGCCUUGGUGCGCCUGGCUGCUUGACGUUCGCUUGUCUUCUGUGGUGUUCAGAAGCCUCGCUUUUUUGCCGCUUCGACUUCAUCAGGUCUCGAGGGUCAGUGACGACCCCACACUCGCCACUAUCGCCAUGGAGAUUCAAGACGACAUCGACAAGAAGCCACGGGCUGAUUACAUCGAUGAUGCUGUUCAUGCGCCCGCAGGGCAGUCGAAGUUGACUGUUCCUCCGCUUGUUGCGGCCAUGUCCCAAGAGCAACGAGUGGCGGCUGAAGCGAAGUUGAGGAAGAAGGUCGACACAAGGUUGCUACCGAUGAUCAUUCUCAUGUACAUCAUGAACUACCUUGAUCGAAACAACAUCGCGGCAGUUCGAUUGGCGGGUCUGCAGGAUGAGUUGAACCUGAGCAGCGUGCAGUAUCAGACCACCGUCUCGAUCCUCUUUGUCGGAUACGUAGGUAUGCAAGUGCCGUCGAAUUUGUUCCUGAACAAGACUGGAAAGCCUGCGCUUUACUUGCCAUCUUGCAUGAUCAUCUGGGGCAUAAUCAGUGGUCUGACUGGUGCCUGCCAGAACUUCGCUGGGCUAGCUGCUUGUCGCUUUUUCCUCGGCUUCAUUGAGGCAGCGUACUUUCCUGGAUGUCUCUUCUACCUCUCGUCUUGGUACACGCGCAAGGAACUUGGUCUGCGAACUGCGAUUCUGUAUUCCGGCUCGCUCAUCUCAGGUGCUUUCGGUGGUCUUAUCACAGCGGGUAUCACCAGCAACAUGAACGGAACGCACGGUUUGCGGGCGUGGCGCUGGGUCUUUAUUCUUGAAGGCAUCAUCACUGUCAUCAUCGCUUUUGCAGCGUUCUUCAUUCUUCCGAACUUCCCGCGUACGACAAAAUGGCUGAGCGAGGAAGAGCGCCAACUCGCUGUCUACCGAUUGCAGGAAGACAUUGGCGAGGAUGAUUGGACUUCCGCCGAGCAGCAGACGUUUUUCCACGGCCUCAAGCUUGCGUUGGUGGACAUCAAGACCUGGAUCUUCACAGUCUUGCUUCUGUCCAUCGUCUCCUCUGCGUCCGUAACGAACUUCUUCCCGACCGUUGUCAAGACGCUCGGCUACGACAAUAUCCAUACGUUGCUCCUGACAGCACCUCCUUACGUGCUCGCUGUCAUCACGACGUUCUUGAAUGCGUGGCACGCCGACAGGACCGGCGAGCGCUUCUGGCACAUCGUCUUACCGCUCUGCGUUGGUGUCUUCGCCUUCAUCCUCGCCGCUGCUACGCAUACCACAGGACCACGUUAUGCAGCUAUGAUGUUGAUGGUUCCCGGCGUAUACACCGGGUACGUCGUGGCUCUGGCCUGGAUAUCAAAUUCGAUGCCGCGACCGCCCGCGAAACGUGCUGCUGCGCUCGCUUUCAUCAAUGCGAUCUCGAAUACGAGCAGUAUCUACGCGAGUUACAUGUAUCCACAGCCCAAGAGCGGCGCACAGCCCAACCUGACGAUCCCUCUUAGUGUUGACUGCGCGACUGCGGGAUUGGCCAUCAUUAUGACGAUCAUCAUGAGGAUCAUUCUGGGUAGACUGAAUAAGAAGUUGGAUAGAGGAGAGCAUGUUGAGGGAGCGAUCAAUGCGGUCCCUGGCGAGGCGCAGGAGCGAGGGUUCAGGUUCUUGGUGUAAAACUCUUGGUUCUAGAGAUCUUAGAGCAUGAUCAUCGAAUACAAACACAAC